Molecule: messenger RNA, 792 nt
Organism: Ipomoea nil (Japanese morning glory)
Lineage: Eukaryota; Viridiplantae; Streptophyta; Magnoliopsida; Solanales; Convolvulaceae
Exons: 2
Coding region: 1-792 (263 amino acids)
Biological process (GO): root development; shoot system development
Source: RefSeq, a predicted model, not a curated record
AUGGCAAAAACCAAUCACCUCCGAUCUAUUAGCUUUCCCAGCAGAUCACAUCCAAGCAUCCAGAAAGUAGAAGAAGAGCUGACAAAGCUCAAAACAUUACAAGUCUCAGCCACUCCAGAAGCAGCUACAAUCAGCAGUGGUCUUCUUGGAUUAGAACAGCUUUACAAGUGCAUGGAUGGUCUUCUAAACUUGCCACAAACCCUUCAAGCCCUCUCUCAAAAUCAAAACAAGAAGUGGGUUGAUGGCUUAUUGGAGAAAUCGGUGAGGCUUCUGGAUAUUUGUGGUCUAGCAAGGGAUAGUGUCUCUCAGUUGAAGGAACAAUUGAGAGAUCUGCAAUCCUCCCUGAGGAGGAGAAAGGGAGAUUCAAGUACUGAAGCCACCAUCACCAGAUACACUUCAUUCAUAAAGAAGAUGAACAAGGAUGCAAAAAAGUCAGUUGCAGCUCUAAAGAAAAUCAACGUUGAGAUUGAAGGAUCAACACCCUUAGAUGUGCAUCAUGAUAUCUCAGCAGUGAUUAGAGCACUAAGAGAAGCAAGUGAAGUGAGCACUUCUAUUUUCCAGUCUGUCCUGCUUUUCUUGUCUAUGCCAGUUUUGAAGCCAAAGACAUCUAGGUGGUCAGUGGUUUCAAAAUUGGUUCAAAAUGGAAGAGUAGCGUGUGAAUACCAACACAAAAACACUUGCAAUCUGGAGACAUUGGAAGCUCAACUUGAGGAUAUUGAGAACACAAUGGAAAGCACUUUUAGAUAUCAUUCUACUUGCCUCUGCAAAGUGUUAACCACUCCCUCUGACUGA